AUGCGUUUUGCUCCUCUCAUCAUCUGCCUGGCAGCAAUAUCGCUUGCUGCCCCAACAAACUUCCUUGAUAAUGCAUACGAAUGGUCCGAUGAACUGGCCGAAUUCUAUGGGGAAGUGAGCCAGUACAUUAUCAACGCAAAACACAGCAUCAGAGCACCGGGGGCUUGCGACGUCUCUAAGAUCGCUCUGCCCUCCUAUGCUUCGGAGUUGACCAGCCCAUCAGGCCUUAAGGCGAGAUACGUUGCACUUGGACGGGGCACCCAGAACUAUACAUGUGCGGACUCUACUUCCAAAUCCACACCUGCGGCGAUAGGAGCCGUCGCAAGACUCUACAAUGCCACAUGCAUUGCAGCCAACUUCCCCGAUCUUCUGGAAAAACUCCCUAACAUUGCCUACAAAAUUGCCCUACCAACCAACGAAUAUGCCUCGUUCCCUCCUGCCAACCUCGAAUUGCUGGGUCAUCAUUUCUUCUAUGAUGCAACAACCCCAGAGUUUAACUUGAACACCACACCAGAAAAGCAGGAUGGCAUUGUCAUGACCAAAAAGGGAGGUGCAAUUGACGCACCCUCAGGUUCAGUGUCAGGAAAGUACGGUGCUGUGCCUUGGCUCUACCUCACUGCUAUCGAUGGCACAGUGGGCAACUACAAGAGUGUCUAUCGAGUCGACACUGCCGCUGGGUCGCCACCAAAAACCUGCAAGGGUAUGCCAGCAGCAUUUGAAAUGCCAUAUGCUGCAAAUUACUUCUUCUUUGGAGAGUAG
Molecule: messenger RNA, 759 nt
Organism: Penicillium expansum
Lineage: Eukaryota; Fungi; Ascomycota; Eurotiomycetes; Eurotiales; Aspergillaceae
Exons: 2
Coding region: 1-759 (252 amino acids)
Source: RefSeq, a predicted model, not a curated record